CAUUGAUAAGUUAAAAUCUUCUUUCUUUUUUUUUCAUUUCUUAUUAUAUAGAAAUUAUUCAACGUGUGUUAAACCAUGACGAUGGUGUGACAACAACGACGAGAGUGUGCGGAGAAGCUAAGAGACCGUGUGAUCAACAAACCUGUUUAAAAUAACCGACCAGGUACACGUAAUCGUGCGUCUCUGUGACGUACAACACAUACCUACCACCACUGCCGGUACAGCGUGUUGGUAUAUACGGGAUAAAAAAACAAAAAAAAAAAUCCAAGAGGGAAUAAUAAUAAUAAUAAUAAUAAUAAUAAUAAACGAGUGAACAAGAAUAAGUGAUGAGAAGUGUAAAAUGUUAAUUGGUGAUAACAAGGUAUUAAUAAAUAGUGGUGUCCGUAACGGAAUCGUAAUCAAAGUGUUGUUAUGUGGGGCCACAGCGGUUGUGGCCAAUACCAGGAGCAUCGUCAUCGUCAUCAUCAUCGUCAGCAGCAGCAGAAGCAGCAGCGUUACAGCAAUGCGGCGUCAGCCAGCGUCGACGAUACGUCAAACGAGUACAACGGCCGUAUAAAUAGGUGCAAGGAUCUGCUGAAAAGUUUGAAGGAAAAUCAGCUGGAAAUACUUUUGGCCGCUGUAGAAAGCUACGGGGCUGAUCUAAGCGGCUGUGUUCUCGUACCGAGGCGACGACGAGCCGACGGAGAACGAAGGACCGUCGAAAACCCGACGAACGAUUAUCGUACGACGAUGUGCUGCAGGGAGGAGAAGAACGCGGUGCAACAGACGCAGCGAUACUCGGCUCGUUAUCAUUAUCAUCAUAAUCAACACAGUCAACACAGUCAAAGACUGCUGCAGCAGCGACAGACCCGAGGGGAACGCCGAUCGGACGAUAACGACGAGAACGCGAUGCCCAUGGAGGAGAGGAACCUCCCGUCCCCUCUCGUCGCCGAUCCAACGUCGACGACGACGAAUAGCACGUGCAGCAGGUUCGGCCGAGGCGAUCGACAGACGUCUUACCGUUCGCGAAAUUCCGCCGGUGCGACGCCGGCGUCGACGGGUCGCAACAACGCCGUCGAACCCCACCUUCUCUGCUGCCAAAUUUGGCGGUGGCCCGACCUCGCCGACAGUGAUGAACUUAAGAGACUUCCGGUAUGCCAAUCCGACCAGGAUCCCGUGUACGUUUGCUGCAAUCCCUAUCAUUGGAGUCGGCUCUGCAAACCCGAGUCGCCGCCACCUCCCUACUGCCUUAUUGCCGAUAGGUUAAGACCCGAGGAUCGUGCACCGAGCGAAGGUGGAGGCGAAGGAGACGCCGGCUCGGUGAUUAAUCGACACAGAAACGCAAACCCACAGCCACUUCUCGAAUCCCUGACGACGAACGGUGAAGACGCAUCGGGACAGCGGGAAUGGUGCACCCUGGCCUACUGGGAGCUCGGCGGUAGAGUCGGUCGUCUUUAUCCUGUCGAACCAUCGACGGUGAACGUGUUCGACUCCCUCCUAGACGGCGACGGCCUCUGCCUCGCUACCCUUGCCGAGAACCACUCGACUUCACCGGCGAUUCAGAGGACUCGGAGUAAAAUAGGUCUCGGUCUUACGCUGAGCUACGAGUCCGACGGCGUUUGGGCGUACAACAGGUCGGAGAAUCCGAUAUUCGUAAACUCGCCGACGUUGGACGACCCGGAGUCGAGAACCUUGUUGGUCUACAGGGUGCCGCCGGGAUUCUGUCUGAACAUAUUCGAUCGGGCAAAGAAUGUCCACCGGCACUAUCACCACCAGCAGCAAUCGUCGACCUCCUUGUCGUCCUGCUCGUCAUCGAAUUCACCGAACAACGCCGCCGCAGCCGCCAUGCAGGGACUCACAAGCGGUCCCGUCGACGUAAACUCCGUCCGUAUAAGCUUCGCCAAGGGCUGGGGACCGAAGUACUCGAGGCAAGAGGUCACCUCCUGUCCAUGCUGGCUCGAGGUCUUACUCGCGCCGUGCAGGUGAUCAUCCCUCAACCUUUGUUUUCUUCGACCCUUCGGACACUAUAGAUCUUAUUCAAGAUCAAUUUUGCCAAUACGGAUAAACCCGGGGAAAACCGCCGAUCGAGGAGGGAUCUUCUUUCCCCCUUGCGCUUUGUACAUACAUAUACUUACGUACGUUUGUCAUUAAUAAUAAUAAUAUUAAUAUUAACAUUAGUAAUAAUAAUAAUAAUAAUAAUAAUAAUAAUAAUAAUAAUAAUAUGAUGCAACUUCGAACCGCGAGUUAAUUGUGUUUUGUGUUAUUUUC
This is a messenger RNA of Diprion similis, 2247 nucleotides long. RefSeq names its product mothers against decapentaplegic homolog 6 (gene Dad). Lineage: Eukaryota; Metazoa; Arthropoda; Insecta; Hymenoptera; Diprionidae. Gene Ontology annotation, molecular function: transcription regulator inhibitor activity; I-SMAD binding. The coding region runs from base 412 to 1965 and encodes 517 amino acids. The record is from RefSeq and is a predicted model, not a curated record. Gene Ontology annotation, cellular component: heteromeric SMAD protein complex. The transcript has 6 exons. Gene Ontology annotation, biological process: cell differentiation; BMP signaling pathway; anatomical structure morphogenesis.